CAGUUUCUUCUCCAGAGCUGACCGUUGAAAACUCCCUCUACUUCUUCCAAUCCCGGAGCUCCCGAAGAUCUAGCCAUGGCGGGCCUCUUCACCUACUCCUUCGCCGGCGUCGGCUUCCUCGCCAUCGCCGCCCUCGAAUCUCUCUCCCCUUCCCUCCCCUCCACUGCCCGCCCCUCCCUCCUCUUCCUGCGCUUCUUCUCCACCGGCGUGCUCUCUCUCCUCUUCCUCGCCUACUCCUUCUUCUCCACCAUCUCUGCCCUCUUCUCCCACGACGACCCGAUCGGCGCCUCCCUCCCUCUCAGCACCCUCGCCGCAUCCUCUCUCUUCCUCCUCUACUCCCUCUGCGGCCUUCUCUCCCUCCGAUCCCUCCUCCCUGUUCCUCUUGAGCUCCUCGAUCUCCUCCUCCUCUUCGCCUUCUCCCAGGAACUCCUCCUCCUCCGCCUCGGACUCCGCAAAGACACCGACGGCCUCGAGCACCGCUACACCGAGCUCCUCCUCGUCCCCGUCCUCAUCUGCGCCAUCUGCACCCUCCUAUCCAUCGCCCGCCCUCGCCACGCCAGCCCUCGCUUCAUCCGCGCCGCCGCCCUCGCUCUCCACGGCACUUGGCUAAUCCAGAUGGGGUUCUCCUUCUUCUCCAGCGCCAUGGCCCAUGGCUGCAAUCUCCAAACUCGCAGCCGCACUAACUUCACUAUCCAAUGCCCCGGCCAUGCGGAAUCUCAUCGAGCCAGCGCCAUCGCCACUCUCCAGUUCAAUUGCCACCUUGCCUUCCUAAUCGUCAUCUCCUCUGCGGUCUACUCGGUUAUCUCCGGCGGAAAGAGGCUCAAUGGGUCCAGAGGGUACAGACCUCUGAAUAAGGAAUUGCAGAGGUUGAACCAUGUUUCUCCUUCCCGAUUCACUUUGCUUGAUGAUGAGGUGACGGAGGAGAUUGCCGUGAUGAGCGAUGCCAAUGGGCAUGAUGUUGUGCUGCCUGUGCAUGAGGCGAAUGGUUUCCAUGAUUCUCACUGAUAAGUUGAAUGUGAUCUGAUUUGAAUUCUUUAAGCCAAAAUACAUAGACAUGAAAAUCGUCCAAAAUUUGUGGGUCAGCUUCUUGAUGUAAUAGUUGAGUCAGGUGGCUAAACAGACUCGUUGUAAACUUGUAAUGGUGGGGAGAUGAAACUCCUCAGUUAAGCUUUUAAAGCAUCAUUGGCGGCUGGUUAAGGGUUACAUACAAACUAACCUAGGGCAAAGUUCAGAUCUUUCAUUCUUAAUCUUGUUUAUCCUGUGUGGUUCAGUUCUUUGCAAAUCUGGAAUAAGCAUGUAUUGGGUUUGGAACUUAUUCUAAAUCCGAGUGUUAAUCACCAAUAGUAAUCUAAUGUUUCUUUGCACCUGUGAUUUCUUUUGGCAUUAGUUCAAGUAUUUUUGUAUCUAAUGUGUUGAAUCUUUGAUAUAUCAUUUUUGCAUUUAGCAAUUGUCAUGAAAUUAUCAUGAAAUUAAUAUGGAUCUGAAAUAGUUGAAUUUGGAAGUUUUAAUGUACGACUCCUGUGUUGAUGGGUUGUUUUGAGGUUAUUGUGAUCCGUUUUAGUGGUUGCUUGUUUGUGUGUACUGAAAUUUUUUUUUUCUUUUUGAAGAGGAUAUUUUUUGCAUUUAAUAAUAUAUGCUGUUUAUUUAGCUUUCGUCAUUGAGCAUUGUGCUUCUUUAUUAUUAUCUGUUUAAAAGCAUUAGCAUGGUCUGUAACUAACGAUGUCA
This is a messenger RNA of Dioscorea cayenensis subsp. rotundata (Guinea yam), 1725 nucleotides long. RefSeq lists its product as uncharacterized. The record is from RefSeq and is a predicted model, not a curated record. The coding region runs from base 76 to 1005 and encodes 309 amino acids. The transcript is spliced from 2 exons. Lineage: Eukaryota; Viridiplantae; Streptophyta; Magnoliopsida; Dioscoreales; Dioscoreaceae.